ACUUCUUCUCCCGUGCACGUCUCAACAAGGCGCUUAACAUCACGAGUGUGAGUGUAGUGAGUGUUGCAGACUGAGGAGGGACCAAAACUAACAGCCGGAGCAGGAUCAGAUGGCUUCAGAUGAACCGCCUUUGGGAUCAGGUGGAGGAGCUCACCUCGCUGAGCUGAGGCUGGUCCUCUUGGGGAGCCGCGGAGCCGGUAAGAGCUCUGCAGGAAGCACCAUCCUACGCCGAGAGGCUCCGGAGCCCGACGUGAUGACCACUGAGAGCAUGCAGGGGGAGGUGGCGGGGAGGCGGGUGGUCCUGGUGGACACGCCCGGAUGGCAGCCUCUGCUCCCCCUCAUCGACACGUCGGAACUCUACAAAUGGGAAAUUAAGCGUAGCGCCACCUGGUGUCCACCGGGACCCCACUGCCUGCUGCUGGUUGUACCGUUGAAACACACGCCGUUCACACGCAAUCACGAAACAGCAGUGCGGGAGCAUCUCGAGCUCUUUGGAGAGCGAGCGUGGAACCACGCUCUGGUGCUGUUCACGCAUGGUGAUCAUCUGGAGAACACAAACACCCCCAUUCAUGAGUUCAUUAAAACUGGCGGGAAAGCUCUGCAGCAUUUGGUUGAGAAAUGCGGGAGCAGGUAUCACGUUCUCAACAAUAUGAAAACUGGCGAUCACACGCAGGUGACAGAGCUGCUGGAGAAGGUUGAACAGAUGGUGAGGGAAGACCAUGGCCGCCAUUAUGAGCUGAGUUUGGAGACGAUUAAUGAAUUGGAGCUGAAGAGAAACACAGGAGAGGAGAGAAGGAGUAAGGUGCAGAGAAGGAGGGAGGACAUCCGUGCACAAAUUGUGAAACCCCCAAAACAGCUGAGGAUUUUGAUCAUGGGGUAUCAACAUUCUGGGAAGUCCUCAACAGGAAACACAAUUCUGGGACGUGAUGCAUUCAGAUUACACCGAACUGUCAGAUUUGCAAAAGAAAAUACUGUUGUAGCUGGGAGGGAGGUCACCAUCGUCGACACACCAGGCCGUUGGAGGAUCCACCCUUUGAGGUACACAUCGGAAAUCUUCAGGCAAGAGAUCGUGUUAGGCCCUUCCCAGUGCCCCCCAGGGCCUCAUGCCGUGCUAAUGGUGCUGCCGGUCAACACCUCCUUCACGGAGAACAACCGGAAAGCCCUGCAGCAGCACCUGGAGCUACUAGGUGAGAACGUCUGGAGUCACGUCCUGCUGCUGUUCACCUGCGGAGACUGGCUGGACCGCACGCCCGUUGAGCAGUUCAUCAAGAGUGAAGGAGAUUCCCUGCAGUGGCUGGUUGAGCGAUGUGGGAACAGGUAUCACGUUUUUAACAACAGGCAGAGGGGUGAAGAGAGGCAGGUGGUGGAACUGCUGGAGAAGAUUGAGGAGAUGGUGCAAGAGAACUGUGGCAGCCAUUUUGAGGUUGAUAAGAAGAGACUAAGUGAGGUAGAGGAGAAGAGGAAGACCUGUAUGGAGCUAGCAGAAAAGAGACGAACGAGAUGUUUAAUUUUUCACUUGGACAUGACUGGUCACACAGGGUCACUUGAUUCAGGAAUGCACUCUCUAGACCGCAGCUUUGAGUCCAUUAGACCAGAUCUUACGUUGUCAACAAACACCACUCCGGGUAUAAAAGGGUCUGCUGACAACACUCUCACGCACUGUGAGACGAGAUCAGCAGAAGUGUUGUGUGAGGUUGAUAAGAAAAGUCCAGAUGUGAAGACCUGUGUGGAGCAAAUAGAAAAGAGAAUGAGAGGGUCAUCUGAGUCACUUGAUACAGGAAUUGACUCUCUGCGUGGCAGCUUUCCUCAUGUGAGACCAGAUCUUCAGCUUGUGCUGCUGGGAUAUAGACGAGCUGGCCAGACGUCGUCAGCAAACACCAUUUUGGGUUCGGAAAAGUUUGGGUACAGCACUCUCACGCACUGUGAUACGAGAUCGGAAGAAGUGUUGGACCGUCGUGUCACUGUGGUCUGCACACCUGGCUGGGAAAAGACGGAGAGAUUAUACAACAGAACUCUGAUCCAGAGACAGCAGAUAGUGGACAGCGUGUCUCUGUGCUCGCCGUGCCCUGACGCCAUCCUCCUGGUGCUGCGUGUGUCCAUGUCCUUCUGUGCAGAGACUUUGAAGGCGCUGGCCGAACACGUGGAGCUGCUGGGUGGCGGCGUCUGGAAGCACACUCUGGUGCUCUUUACAUAUGGUGACCGGCUCGGAGACAACUCCGUGGAGCAGCACAUCGAGAGUGAGGGAGAGGCUCUGAAACAGCUGGUGGAGAGAUGCGGGAACAGAUAUCACAUUCUGGACAAUUACAACAAGGGAGCCUUACAGGUGACAGGUCUGCUGAAGAAGAUAGAGAAGAUGGUCAUGGCAAAUGGCCCCUUUGUCCCCUCUCACCAGCUCGGCCCUCACCACUCUUCCUUCUGUCCAAUGCCCCAAUUUAUGAAAUCUGAGGAAGGGUUGAGAGAGGAAAAACAGCUGGGGGAGCAAAUGGCACCCAUUGAAAAAAGCUGGAGUUGGAGGAAUCUGUUGAGUAAAACAUCACGCCGUGGAGCGUCAGUGAAACAACAGAGUCAGAUGACACAUCAGCGACCUCACAGCGCUCAUUCAGCUGUCAAUACAAGAAGAUGAUGUAUAUAAAUUCAUGCUUUUUAUGAUAUAUCAAAUAACAAUACUCAAUUACAGUUUUACUGAAAUUGAUUGGAAAACAACAUGGAAAAA
Molecule: messenger RNA, 2713 nt
Organism: Alosa sapidissima (American shad)
Lineage: Eukaryota; Metazoa; Chordata; Actinopteri; Clupeiformes; Clupeidae
Exons: 7
Coding region: 110-2623 (837 amino acids)
Molecular function (GO): GTP binding
Source: RefSeq, a predicted model, not a curated record